Molecule: messenger RNA, 924 nt
Organism: Symbiodinium sp. CCMP2456
Lineage: Eukaryota; Dinophyceae; Suessiales; Symbiodiniaceae
Source: the annotation of a GenBank genome assembly
AUGAGCCGGAAAGAGUUGAUGACUCCACUAGGAAAAGCCUGGACAUGGUGGGUUUUCGUGGAUUAUAUCUGCCUGCCGCAGUACCACCGCACAAAGCAAGAGCAGCACUUUUUCAAGCGGGCAAUGAGGGCAAUGCACGUCCUCUACUCGCACAAGGCUGUAAGGUACGUCGUCCGUUUAGAGGAGCUCACACAGCAGAUGGAGGGCGUCCCUCCGCCAGCAUCCAUCGACAUUUAUUAUGAGGAGAGUACGGAACCAGGCAAGGGCAAGUUUGGGCCGCAGCCUUUCAGCAAGUUAGACUUCAACAACACGCCGUACCAUUGCAGAGGGUGGUGCGUGGCGGAGUGCCAGUGGAUGUCCUCCAAAACCGUUGCUGCCCGCGGCAUUGCGCCAAUGACGCCAGAAAGAUUUCGACAGAGGGUGGAGCUGGCAAGGCAAAACAUGCCGGGAGGCCUGCCACUAGUAUUCACUCACCGUGCCGAUGAGGAGGCUGUGUUGCAUCUGCAAGAAGAAGUUUUCCUGAAACAAGCACGACGGCAUCAACAGCUUGUUGUCCGCGAGUUACCUCUUCAAGAGCAGCUGUUUCUGGCCGAGGCCUUGCCACAUUUCACGGAGGUGACCUUGGUAGUAUUUGUCGGCUGCGUGAUUGAAGAAGAGGCUGCUGUGGCCCUUGCUGCAGCACUUGCAUACCUCAAGAAUCUGAAGAUGCUAGGCAUUUUGCAUUCUGUGCUCAGCGACUCAGCUGCAGAAGCCCUGGCGAGGGGUCUUAGGCAACGGAACAGCGAAAAGCUGACAGUGUUCUUUCAAACCUGGGACUAUCCCCAAAUUCAGUGCCAGCAAACUGAGCCCGACGAAAGAGCCAAAUGGUUCGAGGCAGUCGAGGGAAUUGAGGUGUCAGUCAUUUGUUGGAACCAUGACUUCUGA